This is a messenger RNA of Annulohypoxylon truncatum, 2487 nucleotides long. Its product is annotated as nucleoporin protein Ndc1-Nup. Gene Ontology annotation, cellular component: spindle pole body; nuclear pore transmembrane ring. The record is from RefSeq and is a predicted model, not a curated record. Gene Ontology annotation, biological process: spindle pole body localization; nuclear pore organization. Bases 157 to 2076 code for a protein of 639 amino acids. NCBI's taxonomy places the organism in Eukaryota, Fungi, Ascomycota, Sordariomycetes, Xylariales, Hypoxylaceae. The transcript is spliced from 3 exons. Gene Ontology annotation, molecular function: spindle pole body-nuclear membrane anchor activity.
AGGUAACCAUUCUCUACAGAGCAACCGUGCUCGAGGGCGACAUUCCUUUUUCCCACAACUCAACAUCGCGGGUAUUCGCAUACGUCUUACAUUUCCUACUUCUUACGCAUAAACAAUGUGCUAGCUUUAAUAUUUCGUUUCUACAGAGCUGCGAAUAUGCCUCCCGCAGCUGCGCGCCGAGCGCCCUACAAAGAUUUCCUGCAACCUGCCCUGCAGAGACGGUUCGCCUCGACUACCGGCUUCUUACUAGCAAUCUCCUACAUAGAAGCUAUCACCCUAUCCAAGUGGGAUAGUAUCUUCUGGCCAUGGCUACCGAUUGGGCUUCCUGGUAUUCGUACCCUGGCCAUCUUUGGCAGUAUUCUCCCCAUCGUCAUACUACGAAUUGCCCACUCGCACAUCGGCAUUCGAACUUCUAAUUCGCCUUUCGACACCUUCCGCCGCACAGCGGUGUCUUUCGAGACUAUCGAGACGAUACUUACCUUCGCCAUCUCUUCCUGGCUAUUCAGCCAGAUAUACCUAUUUUCCACACCCACCGACGCGAAUCUCAGUUGGAUCACGUACUACAGCGGAGAUCGCGCGCGCCUGAAUGAGCGUGCCUUGUUCUACACUGUCAACCUGAUAAUCCUAGGCAUCGUUCAGGGUGUUGUACACAAAUCCCUGGACUUUGAUCGAAUGAUAUUGGGCAAGGUGAGACCGAAACGCGAAGGAGAACCGAAUAACCAGGAACCGGGAGGCUGGGACAAGCUAGGAGAAUGGGUUCCAGUACUUGUCGUUCAAGCUGGAAUGUUCUCGAUGGCCGUCUCAUUUGCCAACUACCUAGUUAUUUACCACUUCGUACGACGCUCUGCCUGGGGCUGGGCUUUGUACUUUUUCCGGAUAUUUUAUAGUCUACCAAAAUCCAACAUCCCACCUAGCCAAGCCCCAUGGAGUAUCUGGAUGCUUGGCCGAUCGAUAUGGUCAGGAUUCCUGCUAUGUAUCUUGUGGUACUUUGGCGAUAUCGUUUUUAGGCUUCAGCUCGGAAAGGCACCCCUCAAGAACAACCAACCUUUGAGUGCCGAAUCUAAAGAUCCAAAUGGGAGUCUACUGAAUGGCUUGAAGAGCAAGAAACCCCGGGUUUCAGCGUUUGCUCUGUGGGAGCUAGCAUUGAUCGCUAGAGACUUUGAUGACAGACGACGAAGCGUCUUUGAAGAUAUCGACAGGAAGGAUGGUCCCAUGUGGUCGCAGAUCUACGUCACGUGUCUGGACACUAUCAAGUCACUCGAGGAGAGGAUUGAUAAUUAUGGGAAGCCACCUACUCCUCCCGCUGCGGAAGCCGUUGCUGCCCCUCCCCAACCGGCAGCCCGCAUUGUCCAGCCGCCGAAGGAUGAUAACGUCUGGGCAACAGCGCCAUCCCAGAAUGGUCUCCGGAAUUCACUUGGCAGGGUCGCUAGGAACGUGGUGAUAUCUCCGGGAAAGACACCUGCUGAAGUCUACCUACCCGAAGCAAAGAAAGUGGCGCGAGAGGCAGCGGAACAUUUCCUUACGGAGGAACAGAGAAACGCGCUCUCGCCCCAAGGGAUUUCCGGGUUUACCCGAACUAUAUCGCUUCGUGUCUUGAACCUACCCAGAGUCGGCCAAUUCUUCCAGCAAGUUUUCAGUCGCCGACUAACAACUAUCAUACUCGGACAGCCAUACGGCGAGCUCAGCAUCUACGUGAACGCGGCCUACGCUCUAUCGAGAUUGGCGGUUUCUAGUCUAACAGAGGACCGUUACGGCAAUGUACAGAGAGAUGUCCCCGCUAUCAUACGGACGUUCACCGUGGUCAUCAAGAAGUUGGAGAGGUUCAGGGAUAACCUGCCAGCCCACUGGACGGACCUCACACAGAACAAGGAGUGCCCCGAAGUUGACGAAUUAUUGGACGCAUUGAAGGAGGGAUUAGGCGAACUUAUCACGGCGUUCGGACAGUACAGCACCGAUCUAAGACUUACCCGAGCAGAUAUGCGGUUGGCGAGAGAGGCGGCGGAGAGGCGACAAGCUGAGCCGGAGAUGCCGGCACCAGCACCGGCCGCGGGACCGGAGAUGCAGCAAGUACGCUAGUGGCGUAAGUCGCGAAUCUCGAGUCUCAAGAACACACUGAUGAACGCAUUUAUGAAAGUGCUUUGGGGCGCAAUCGGAAAGGUGCGCUCCAGGUUUGCAGGGGACCAAUGAGUCUAAAAUACCUAACAGGUACAGGUUGUAUUGUAAUCGGAUGCAACUUAUGAUGCAAAGCCAGUAAUGAAACUUGUCAAUGGGAUGGGUUAUUCUUCGUAAUUAUGCAUGUGGGUAAUGGAGUGAUGAGCAGUUGAAUACGUGAGACUUGACGCUAUUCCGCUAUUUAAACGAUGUGGUUAAAGGUGGAAAUGGGUUCUUGUAACUAACCCUUGCUCAUUGCUCUAUGAGCUAUAUGGUUGAGCAACGCCGUCACGCCGUAUUUGUCCUAUGAUCCAACAUAAGGCUGAGUGAGGAGGC